AUGAUCUCGGAAGAAGAGUGGCAAGAACUGUUUCCCGAAAGAUGGGGAGUUGGGCGGAAGUGGAAAGCCGAAUAUGAGGACAAAGAUUUCUUUCAUCCUAAAAUGGAAGUGGACUAUUAUUCGUAUGGAAACUUUAUCAGCGCUAUGGGUAGAGCAAAACGCCUAGGUGUGGGAAAUUUCCUAACAGAACCUGGUUCUUCACACGAGGACAAUAUGCGCGAAUUGGCAGCAUUUUUAGCCAUCUGUUCGACCCAGACAAACAACGGACCAGAUGCUUUCUACUACAGGGAAUGUGUGGAACAUGAAAGACACCAGAGAGAUGGAAGCAUCUGCUUGUAUCGCGAUGUUCGAGAUCGUCGGGACUUUGUUCUGUGCAACACUCCGAGCUACUAUCCUGAAGGAUGUCGGCUUGCGGGAGAAAAAAAGUUCCCCGUGCAGUCGUAUCACGGAAGGGGACCGAUUAUGCUCUGUGGUGCAUACUACUACGGUCUGUUUAGUGAAUUCGUCUUCGGCAAUCCGGACAAACUGUUGCAGAAUCCGGAUCUCCUACUCAACGAUGGUGAACUCGGAUUUUUGUCCGCAAUUUGGUUCUGGGUAACGGAUAAAAACGGACGACCUUCAUGCCACCGAGCCAUGUAUCGCUACCUGAAACAUAUUCACUCUUGGGGAUUUGGUCACACAAUCAUCGAUGUGAGUGACGGGGUGGAAAGCCAUGCCAUGGAAGGAGGCACAGCUAAUCAUGAAAGGUUGGUUAGCACGCGGAUUCAGUUCUAUCGUAAAUAUGCAACUCGCUUUGGUGUGAACAUUGGAAUUAAAGGAGAACAAUUGGACACUGUGGGACUUGAGUA
This is a messenger RNA of Opisthorchis viverrini, 848 nucleotides long. RefSeq lists its product as hypothetical. The record is from RefSeq and is a predicted model, not a curated record. The transcript has a single exon. NCBI's taxonomy places the organism in Eukaryota, Metazoa, Platyhelminthes, Trematoda, Opisthorchiida, Opisthorchiidae. Gene Ontology annotation, molecular function: chitinase activity. The annotation marks the transcript as partial. Gene Ontology annotation, biological process: cell wall macromolecule catabolic process; chitin catabolic process.